UUGGGCUUUCGUGGUGGUCCAACGGUGUGUGUCGUGUGCAGGCAAGCAAAAGACCGGUCGAGCCAACGUGUACGUGUCUUCUUUUCCGAGUCGCCGUAAGUAACAGUCUCGUUCCGUCUGUUCUCGCACAGGCCUUGAGGCUCACAACACGUGUUGGCCUUGUCUUUAGCUGGUCAUCCGUCCUCACUCCGCGACUGGCAUCCUUACCAGUCCAAAGUUCUCAGAGACAGUCGCUCUUCAGCUCAGCUCAAAGACAAAAGCGCCCUCUUAGCCCAAAACGAGGCCUGGGCCACUUCUGUUUCCUGGAGUUGCAGUAGCUGAUGCUGGGUUCAACCAUCAAACGCACAAAGAAAAGUUUGCGCAUUUUUGCACCAUGACCGCCUUUGCCCUUGCCCCAUCGUCUCUUGAUCCUGGAGCCAGUCGUCCCGCACGAAAGGAAAACAGGAUCGUUGCUUUCUUCCGCUCUCGUUCUCGUUCUCGGUCCAGACCUCGCGCCAAAUCAACUGUCAGUUCAAGUGCUGCGCAAUCUACUACAGAUGUACCAACUCUGCCCAUGGUGCCUGCCUCCAAGCUUCGCAUCAGUCAUGUUCGUUCCACCAGUCUGGCGCACGAACCAGGGCAUGCAGCCCACACCAGUCUGUCUGGUCCAGCAAGCCAGUCAAUUUCAAAGCCAGGCACGCGUACUUCGACACGCCCGAUAUCAUCCACGACCACUGCCACACACUCCACGAUCACCCCUCUUCCUUCCGACUCUAUUAGAAGAAGACAAAGAAUGUCGCGUCAUGUUUACUCGCACGAUUACACCCAAGAAGAAGAUCCCGAUCACCAGGCCAACGGAGAUAAUGCCGCAUCUCAGGAUGAUCACGAUCGUGCAACUCGUUCAGAUACCCCCUCUUCUCUCAAUCAGCGCCGUAAGUUAGAGCUGCGCUCCAUUUUUGGAAUUGCCCUGUCAAGGAAAUCAUCAUUGUCCAACCCAUCCCGAAAACCAUCACCAGGAUCCUCCGACCGCAAAAUAUCAUCUUCAUCUCUCUCUCAAAAGGAAGCUGAGAACACAUCCUCUCGCAAACGAUCAUUCAGGCUCAAUUCUAGACCAAACACUCCAAAGUCUAUUGACGAAUCGCGCGUUACGAAAACAUCCACCGGCACGAUACCCACUCCCUCCAAUCCCCUUCCACUGUCUGCCACUCCCCGCCGACUUUCAUUUGGAUUGAACUCAAGUUCUCGCACGCAUACGCCAAUGACAUCAUCGGGCCACCUUCCCCUAGCUCUUCCAUCACGCCACAAACGACAAUCUGUCGGGUCUCAUGACACUGCUCAUGACAGUGCUGUUGCGUUACAUGACGACCAUUCAGACAGUGCUCUCACAUCUUCAAGCCAUAUAGACACCAGGUCUAAUUCAAAGACCAGCGCUUCUACUCUUAGCCACUUUGGAAAAUCCCGCAAAGGCAAAGAACAAGAACGUGAUACCAGUAGUUCGAAAAUGCGGUCACAGACGCGAAAGACGUCUCGCACGGAUGACUCGCGCCCUGGUAUAUUUGGCUCACUUUCAGAGGAGACAUCUCCCAUCGUCACCAUAUCCCCGCCGCCACCGCAAAGCGACUCACGUGGCAAGUAUGACCUCGGUGGUCUCGUGGUGUCACUGCUGCCCACGGUAGAGUCCAUGGCUGAAGAAGACGCAGCAGAGCAACGGCCUCUGAUUCGUGCACCGCAAGCAAGACCAGCCAUACCACGAAUUAUCCAUACCCCACCGACCCCACAAAGAACAGGGGAGUUAGAUUCUCCGGUGCGACCCGCAACCACACCACCAACGUUGAGCGGAGGACAGGGGAAGUCGCGCGAAGUUCUGCUUAGCAAGCAACCGAUCACUGUUCAUAACGAGCUUCCAAAGUUGCACGCACGGGCAGCUCUACCCACUAGUUCUGACGGGGAUCCCGCGUACAACCGCAUGCGUAGUAGAUUCUCACCCCGGCUGUUCGGGGGCAAAGAUAUGUCUAGAGAAAGCAAGAAGCAGAAACCCGGUGGUCGGCAUGAUCCCCCUGGGGCUGUCGGUCCUCCGCGAAAUAUGACCAGUCGUCGAAUCCAACAUGGAAGUUUUGACUUCGAGAGACCCGUCUCUGGUCUAAACAGGAGCAGCUCGACGGUCAAUGCAUCGCUUGUAAAAGGCGAAGGCUUGACUCAAUCUGGCGCGGCGACUCAUCGGCCGACAACCUUAGAACGAACGGCAUCAUCAUCAUCUGAUCAUACAGGGAAGUCGCGAACAUACGCGUACCAUCCCACCCGAGCCGACUCCCCCAUUCUCGCUCAGCUCUCCGCCAACCAUACGGGCGAAACCUCAGUCGUUUCCUUCUCAUCCGCAUCCGCCUCUGCGCAGUCGAAGUCGACGGGAAAGUCUGCCUCUGGCCCCGGACUGUCCUCCAGUUGGGGACGCGCAUCAGGUAGACGAACUCAGCGUACAUCGCAUGGACCAUUCCCUUUCGAGCCGGCUGCGUCGGUUCCAAGUUCUCCUUUACCGACCUCUUCAGCACUACCCCGUUCUUCACCAUCCCCACAUAGACAAGAGUUUGACAUACCAGAAGCGCCUGCCCCGUUGCCCCCCAGCUCCCCUCUACGGAGUGAGUUGGGGCUCGGAGGAGGCUCUCUACGCGACAAGAGCCAAAGCGCUCGUGGCCGCGUGCAACAAGCUCGCGAGCAAGGUGGUGAGAAGAGGGGUAAAGGUCGUUCACUCGAUCUUAAACUCGGUUUAUCUUGGGCACCAAAUCGCGUCCGUCAAGAAGCUGUGAUACCUGGAUCUCUUCUUUCGCAAAAGCAAGAGGAGGAGCGUAAUCGGGGAAAGGAUGUCACGAAAGUCUUUGAGAACGUACUCUCCGAAUCUGGAUUCGAGACGUUCAAGAAGUAUGUUCACCGAUUUGACGCGCACCUGAUACCCCUAGAAGGCCCUCGGGGACUCCUUGCGCGCAUUGAAAAAUUACUCACUGCCGCGUCGAUAUCACAAACAGAGAAGGCAGAGCUGCUGGACCAGUUCGCUCGAUUCGUGGAAGGGCAUAGCGAAGUCUAA
Suillus clintonianus is the source of this 3055-nucleotide messenger RNA. RefSeq lists its product as uncharacterized. The record is from RefSeq and is a predicted model, not a curated record. Bases 374 to 3055 code for a protein of 893 amino acids. Lineage: Eukaryota; Fungi; Basidiomycota; Agaricomycetes; Boletales; Suillaceae. The transcript has 4 exons.